AUGAAAGGUCCUGAAGGAAAUUCUUCAGCUUCUACAUUUUCCAAGUGGCAGUCUUUUGGAUCUCUGGAUUUGGAUUACAUCCACUAUGGAAGUUAUGGAUCUGAAGAUGCUUCAUUGACAAUUGGUUCCCUUUUUACGGAUUCGAAGAAUUCUCCUCAUCUUCGGAUUUCUUUUGAAGAUGAUUCUUUAAUUGCUGGGGGAAAAGUUAAGUUUUCCGUCACUUGUUAUUUUGCGAAGCAGUUUAAUGCUCUUAGAAAGAAAUGCUGCCCCGGUGAAGUGGAUUUUGUACGUUCCUUGAGCCGCUGCAAGAGAUGGAGUGCACAAGGGGGAAAGAGCAACGUGUACUUUGCGAAGUCUUUGGAUGAAAGAUUCAUUAUAAAACAAGUCCAGAAGACUGAGUUGGAAUCUUUCGAGGAAUUUGCACCCCAGUACUUCAAGUAUUUGACAGAUUCUCUCAGCUCAGGAAGUCCAACAUGCCUUGCUAAAGUUCUUGGUAUUUAUCAGGUAACCGUCAAACACUUGAAAGGUGGCAAAGAAACAAAAAUGGAUCUGAUAGUGAUGGAAAACCUCUUUUUCAAAAGAAGUAUCUCAAGGGUCUAUGAUCUUAAGGGCUCUUCACGAGCUCGUUACAAUGAAGAUACAACAGGGACAAACAAAGUAUUGCUUGAUAUGAAUCUUAUAGAAACACUGCGUGCAAAACCCAUAUUCCUUGGGAGCAAGGCAAAGAGAAGCCUCGAACGGGCUGUUUGGAAUGAUACUUCUUUUCUAGCGUCUGUUGACGUGAUGGAUUAUUCAUUGCUGGUGGGGGUGGAUGAUGAGAGCAAAGAGCUGGUUCUAGGGAUCAUUGAUUUCAUGAGACAAU
Camellia sinensis is the source of this 862-nucleotide messenger RNA. NCBI's taxonomy places the organism in Eukaryota, Viridiplantae, Streptophyta, Magnoliopsida, Ericales, Theaceae. The record is from RefSeq and is a predicted model, not a curated record.